This is a messenger RNA of Maylandia zebra (zebra mbuna), 4801 nucleotides long. The record is from RefSeq and is a predicted model, not a curated record. Lineage: Eukaryota; Metazoa; Chordata; Actinopteri; Cichliformes; Cichlidae.
CUGUCGGAGGUGUUUUAAAGCGGAAACUUCCGUGAACGCUGAAAUCAGCUGUUUGUUUCUGAGUGUUUGACGCUGCGGGACGUCGUUUUUAUUUUCAGCAACAACAGGAGGUGUCAUUUAUCUGACCUUUGACCUCAGACACGCUUUGGAAGCCGCUCGCUGACGUUAGCAGUUAGCCGUCGGAGCUAACCGGUCCACUCGCUCUGCUGCUGCCGGAGACGCACACCCAGAGUCCAGUGCUUAUAGUCAAACCAGCCGGGACCUCUGAACGUUUCCUCCGGGGCUGUAGGUAGGACAGAGCCGUUUCAUGUCACCCCCGGGGCCGGUGUGGACUCUUUAAUGGGAGGCGGAUCGCUCCGGGGGAGUGGACGCUGUCAGUUUGGAAGAACGCGGAGCUCCUGGCUUCCUCUCGGGCUCUCAUGGAGUCUCUGGCCGGGUAUGUGUACAAGGCUGCCAGCGAGGGCCGAGUCCUGACCCUGGCCGCGCUGCUGCUGAACCACUCCGAGGCGGAGACGCAGUUCCUGCUGAGCUACGUGACCCACCUGAGCGGCCAGAGGUCCACCCCGCUGAUCAUCGCGGCGCGGAACGGCCACGACAAGGUGGUCCGGCUCCUCCUGGACCACUACAAGGUGGACACCGAGCAGACCGGCACGGUUCGGUUUGACGGGUACGAGCUCACCCGAGGCUACCUGCGCUCCACAGCCAGCUACGUCAUCGACGGUGCCACGGCGCUGUGGUGUGCAGCCGGCGCAGGACACUUCGAGGUGGUGCGUCUUCUGGUGAGUCACCACGCCAACGUCAACCACACCACCAUCACAAACUCCACCCCCCUGCGAGCCGCCUGCUUCGACGGGCGUCUGGACAUCGUUCGCUACCUGGUGGAGCACAACGCCGACAUCAGCAUCACCAACAAGUUCAACAACACCUGUCUGAUGAUUGCCGCCUACAAAGGCCACACGGAGGUGGUGAGGUUCCUGUUGGAGAAGGGGGCGGACCCCAACGCCAAGGCCCACUGCGGGGCCACCGCGCUGCACUUUGCAGCUGAGGCAGGACAUCUGGACAUUGUCAAAGAGCUGAUGCAAUGCCAGGCAUCCAUGGUGGUGAACGGGCACGGCAUGACGCCGCUGAAAGUGGCGGCGGAGAGCUGCAAGGCUGACGUGGUGGAGCUGCUGCUGGCGCACGCCGACUGCGACCCUCACAGCCGCAUCGAGGCCCUGGAGCUGCUGGGCGCCUCGUUCGCCAACGACAGGGAGAACUAUGACAUACAGAGGACGUACCACUACCUCCACGCGGCCAUGAUGGAGCGCUACCGCGAUCCAGACAACAACAUCACCAAGGAACUGUUCCCAGCCGUCGAGGCUUACGGAGGGCGCCGCGAGUGUCAAACGCUGCAGGACCUGGAGGCCAUCAGGGUGGACCGCGACGCCCUGCACAUGGAGGGACUGAUGAUCCGAGAGCGGAUCCUGGGCUCGGACAAUAUCGACGUGUCGCAUCCGAUAAUCUACCGUGGCGCCGUCUACGCUGACAACAUGGAGUUUGAACAGUGCAUCAAGCUGUGGCUGCACGCCCUCCGCCUGCGGCAGAAAGGAAACCGCAACACGCACAAGGACCUGCUGCGCUUUGCCCAGGUGUUCUCGCAGAUGGUCCACCUGAAGGAGCACGUGUCAGCCGCCGCUGUCGAGCAGGUGCUGAGUUGCAGCGUUCUGGAGAUUCAGCGCAGCAUGGUUCGCGUGGAGGCCGCCGCUGAAUCCGAGCUGCCACAGGCUAUGGAGAGUUACGAGUCCAACGUCUUCACCUUCCUGUACCUGGCGUGCAUCUCCACUAAAACCACCUGCAGCGACGUGCAGCGCGCCGCCAUCAACAAGCACAUCUACGACCUGAUCCAGCUAGAUCCGCGGUCACGCGAGGGCGCCUCGCUGCUCCACCUCGCCAUCAGCUCCACCACGCCGGUGGAUGACUUCCACACCAACGAUGUGUGCAGCUUCCCCAACGCGCAGGUCACCAAGCUGCUGAUCGACUGCGGCGCGCAGGUCAAUGCCAUCGACAACGAGGGCAACACGCCGCUGCACGUCAUCGUCCAGUACAACCGGCCCAUCAGCGACUUCCUCACGCUGCACGCCAUCAUCAUCAACCUAGUGGAGGCCGGCGCGCACACGGAUAUGACCAACAAGCAGAACAAGACGCCGCUGGACAAGAGCACGACGGGCGUGUCCGAGAUCCUGCUGAAGACGCAGAUGAAGAUGAGCCUCAAGUGCCUGGCGGCGCGCGCCGUCCGGCAGCACCAGAUCACGUAUCGCAACCAGAUCCCCAAAACGCUCGAAGAGUUCGUGGAGUUCCACUGACGCCGGACGAUUUUUAAAAACGUUUUUCUAACAGUUCACACGGUGCUGAGGUUGGCAGCUCAGAUCGUUUUUUGAGCAUUUUUAUAUAAAAAAAAUCUUUUUUUUCUUUUCGGCAGCACCAGGCAGCUUCCUGUUUUGCCUUACCUCUCUGCCAGGAAGCUGCCGCCACGUCGCCGCGAUUGUGUAAGAAGAAAUGAUCGGACCGAAGGAACGAGUGCCUGAAGAGACGCCGCCGGACGACCGAGCUCAACCACCAAUCAGCCGUCGCGCAGAGGAUUAUUUUUUAAUUGGAGAGAAGUUUUUAUUGGGGUUGUUCCUGACUGUGGCGGGUCGAGGCUGAAUUCAGACGUCUGCUUCAUCACGUUUGAGUUCAACUUUUUCUUCUGGCUCUAAAGAAACUGUGCGGACACUCCUGCUCUGAAUCCUUCCACGCCCUUUUAUUUAUAGUUGUGGGUAUUUAUUUGGGCAGCGUUCAGCCUUUUUCUCAUCAGCUGUGUCGGGUUUUGUUUUUGUUGUUUUUUUAAUGAGAUUUCUGAUAAAAUAACUGCAAAUGAGCUGCUUUGACUUUCUCUCACUGUCUGAGAAAUUCUAAAAAGAAACAGCAUAAAAAAUGUCAAAGUUUAGUGUUAGAAAGAAAACAGACUACCUUUACACGGAGUUUCAUCAGAUUUGUCUGAAUGCAGAUUUUAUGUCCCGAUAAAGUUAGUUUUUUUUUUCGUUAAUGGAGAAGUACGUGCCAAAAAGCCUCCGCCGAGGGUCGAACUGAGUCUUGAAGCCCAGAUUCAGUUGAAGUGUUCAAACCGACGUCUCUCCUGCUGUUGUAGAAAUCAGCAGGAGUUACACUUUGAUGCCAUAACGUGACAAAGUUUUAUUUUAUUCUAACUUUUGACACCAGGAUGUGAAAAGUGAGCCAACAAAAGGCUCGUCAGUCGGUCUCUUACGGUUUAGAUAACGAGCACAUCUCAAGCUCGCCGUGAUGGAUGUUUCUCCACGCUGACUCUUGGGAAGCUGCGAGCGUUUCGGGGGCGGGGGACUCGACUGCCGGCGGCCUUCCGACUGACACGUGGGGAGCUGGUGCGGCGUCGCCUGGGCGUUAAUGACCAUAUCUGCGUCACCCUUGCGCACUCGCAGACUUGAAAAUUGACCGAGGCGUUGGGGAUCUGCAGAACCGCCCGUGGAAUUUACUGUAAUGUUUUGGCGUUUGUUGAAAGCCUCUCGUGUUGGUGAACGCCCCGCUGCAAGAAUCAAAGAUUUUAAAACUGGAUCUGAAACCAAACAAGGAAAAGAAAUCAGUUUUGAGUGCAGGUUUCAGAUUUCUGCAUCGUAGGCGUCACCUCACCGGGAUCAGCAGUGCCUUUAAGUAAAACGUCCGGAUAAUCCCGACUCGCAUCCAGUCUGAUGGGCCGUUUCUGGCUUUAAGUUUUAAUAUGAGCGUCGUUAAAGUGAGUGGUUGAGAAAUAAAUGGUAAUCUUACUCGGUGCUAGCGUUUAGCGGUGUGAGACUGGAGUCGGCGGAUUAAUUUUCCAGAUCUGGAGCAGGAUCCUCCAGGAGGGACGUUAGAGGAUGAAGGUUUUGAUCGAUGCUCUGCGGGCGUUUUUUGCAUUCCUGCCGGAUGUUGAAUAUCGACGCCGCGGCGUUUUAUUUAUCUGGGAGCAGGUCCGACUCUUCUCACAUCCCUCCCCUACUGAAGCUGCCUGUCACUUUAUAAACACCUUUAACCCAAACGUCACGUUCGUGAACAUUUGUGCUCAGGUCGUUGAGCUUUAGAUGCUCGCUAAGGCCCGGCCUGUUUGGUCCAAAGUGAGGAUGAGACGUUUGAGAGCAAAGCUGUGGAUGCUCCAGCAGAGGCCCGCUCUUAUUUUCCACACAGGUGCCAAAUCUCACCUGCUCUCAUGUUUAUUGCAAUAAUAUGAUGUUCAAAUGUAGACCUGAGGUGGGAAUGGUGUGAGAUUUAGAAAAGUUUCCUGCUGAUGUUUCCUCCUGUGUUUAACAUCAGACUUUAUUAUAACACUUGGGAGGACGGCCAAGCGUUCGGGUUGUUUUACUCUGUUUGGGAGCGCUCGCACCUCAAUUGACCGUUAAACAUCAGGUUUAACAAGCCGAUCAUGGUGGAAACUUUCUCGAGGCUCUUCUUGGGCCACCGUUUGGCGUCCUGUAAUCAGGUGUUGAAGAGCGUUUGCUCUCCUAAUAAAACUCCAGCUUUUAUUACCCAUGUGCUCACAGGGCAUUAGUCUGCCAUCCACAGAGCUCGUUCUGUUUAAUUCAUUUUUAAUUUCUUACAACUAUCAUUGCAGGAGUGUUUGUGUCCUGGUGGGACCUUUUUUUCAUUAAAAGCAGGUUUCUGUGGCUGAGAUGAAGCCAAAGAUGCUCAGUGUGCCAGGAAAACGUAAGAGAUGUCAGCUGAUGGGUACUUCCUGCGGGGUGAAUGCUGUUAAAUUAAAGUCUUCUGUCUGAGCUCA